ACAAACAGAAAAAAACGGAACAAAUCGAAACAGCCUUCGACCUGUUUGCAAUCGGAAUUUACUGCAGUUUAUCAUGGAAACGGUAGGACUCGAAAAACAUGAACUUCCGCCAACGAAUCAAAAACGAAUGGUCGCUUUCAUAAACCACUUUAUCCUCACUACGGUAAACUUUCUGAACCGGUUUGCGACAGACUGCGAAAGUAAACUGAUUGCCCACGAACAUAAAAUGCAAUCACUAGAAGCAUCCUUGUUAAUUGUGGAGGCAAAACUUGCUUCCAUAGAAGCUUUGAAAGAUGACCUUCCUUCAGAGUCGAUUGAACAUGCGACUUCACCAAAAGAAGCAACAAAUGAUGAUAGUUUUGCUGUUAAAAACGAAGUAAAAGAAGAACACUCCAGUCCCAUCCACGAACGGGAUCCUCGAUACGAAAAGUACAUUAAAAUGGUCCAAGUUGGUGUUCCUAUUUUAGCAGUAAAGGCCAAAAUCAACUCCGAAGGACUGGAGCCGGAUUAUAUAGACCAGUUUUUGUAGCGCAUUCGACGUAAUAAAUAUAGCUUUA
Messenger RNA from Sabethes cyaneus, 557 nucleotides. It is a transcript of the gene CCDC53, whose product is annotated as WASH complex subunit 3. Gene Ontology annotation, cellular component: WASH complex. The record is from RefSeq and is a predicted model, not a curated record. Gene Ontology annotation, biological process: actin filament polymerization; exocytosis. The transcript is spliced from 2 exons. NCBI's taxonomy places the organism in Eukaryota, Metazoa, Arthropoda, Insecta, Diptera, Culicidae. Bases 74 to 529 code for a protein of 151 amino acids.